AGCCGUGAGAUCGAAGAUUCGAAUUGAGAAUAAUGCCUUCCCAGAAGAUUGAAACAGGCCACCAAGACACCGUUCAUGAUGUGGCCAUGGAUUACUACGGCAAGCGUUUGGCAUCAGCAUCGUCUGAUACCACCAUCAAGAUAAUUGGUGUGAGCUGCAAUUCUACUUCGCAGCACUUGGCAACAUUGAGUGGCCACCAAGGUCCUGUUUGGCAGGUUGCAUGGGCACACCCCAAAUUUGGCUCCAUCCUUGCUUCCUGCUCUUAUGAUGGCAGAGUGAUCCUUUGGAAGGAAGGUAACCAGAACGAGUGGACUCAGGCCCAUGUUUUUGAUGACCAUAAAUCCUCUGUCAAUUCCAUUGCUUGGGCUCCUCAUGAACUUGGCCUUUGCUUGGCUUGUGGGUCAUCUGAUGGAAACAUAUCGGUCCAUGCUGCCAGGGCCGAUGGUGGAUGGGACACGACAAAGAUUGACCAAGCUCACCCCGUCGGUGUCACCUCUGUUUCAUGGGCCCCUUCAAUGGCUCCUGGUGCACUUGUUGGAUCUGGCAUAUUUGAGCCCGUCCAGAAGCUUGUUUCUGGUGGCUGUGAUAACACUGUUAAGGUUUGGAAGCUCUACAAUGGAAAUUGGAAGAUGGAUUGCUUCCCUGCCCUUCAAAUGCACAAUGAUUGGGUUAGGGAUGUUGCUUGGGCGCCUAACUUGGGACUUCCAAAGUCAACAAUUGCAAGCGCUUCACAGGAUGGAACUGUUAUUAUUUGGACUGUAGCUAAGGAAGGUGACCAAUGGGAAGGCAAGGUUUUGAAUGAUUUUAGGACCCCGGUCUGGAGGGUCUCAUGGUCACUUACAGGAAAUAUAUUGGCUGUAGCAGAUGGAAACAACAAUGUAACAUUGUGGAAAGAAGCGGUUGAUGGGGAAUGGCAACAGGUGACUACUGUUGAGCCAUAGACUACCUGUGCUUAUUCAUCUUAAUGCUGCUAUCUCAUGGUUUUUGGUCGGCCGCUAGAUUGCCUGGUCCCCCCCUUCCCCCUUUGCUUUCUUACUGUUCAGAUAGACUCAAGUGCCUAUUCAUCUUAGUGCUGCUUUCUCAUGGUUUUGGCCAUGGCCAGCACUAGAUUUCAAAUUUUUUUUUCUCUUUCAUUUCUUGCUGUUCAGUUAGACUUUAUUCCCUUUUGAGGGUGUUGAUUUCUUUACACUCUUUGUAUCGGUUAGAUAUUGGUUCUACCAAUUUAUUUUAAAAUGACUAGUGGGAUUGAUGAGCACUUUACAGA
Telopea speciosissima is the source of this 1264-nucleotide messenger RNA. RefSeq names its product protein transport protein SEC13 homolog B. Lineage: Eukaryota; Viridiplantae; Streptophyta; Magnoliopsida; Proteales; Proteaceae. Gene Ontology annotation, molecular function: structural molecule activity; protein binding. Gene Ontology annotation, cellular component: COPII vesicle coat; nuclear pore outer ring. The coding region runs from base 33 to 941 and encodes 302 amino acids. The record is from RefSeq and is a predicted model, not a curated record. Gene Ontology annotation, biological process: protein import into nucleus; COPII-coated vesicle budding. The transcript has a single exon.